AUGGGAUUGUUAAUGUUCUUCGCCGCACUGGUGGCAACCAGUAACGCUUACCGACAUUUCCAAGACGAAAUACCGAACGGAGACAAGGUACCCCAUCCGUGCAAGCCUAACUUCAUUUGGCGGGGUGUGGGACACCGCAACGUCCUCGGUGGCGGCAAGUUCAACCCGUUUGGAGAGGACUUUAAGCUAGUCAAGAAGUGGACACGAGAACUGUGUAGGAAAGACUCGGAUGGAGACGGACGGACGAACGGACAGGAACUUGGUGAUCCGGACUGUAUUUGGAGUCCUGGACAGUUUCCCACCAGAGUAACAAACAUCACACAUCCAGGUGUGUGCGACCCAUGGGGUGACGCGAAAUGUAAAACAAAGAAUAUCUGGGUUUCCUGUGACGCAGGAGAAUUUAAAUGUGACGCCAUUAAAGAUCCAGCUGUGAAGAACGUCACAUUAAGAUAUCCACCAACCAAGGUGCCACCAACUGAAACCAACUACAUGUGUAUGACCUUUGACCUGCCCCAGGAUGAUGACUACCACAUCAUCGCCACCAUGCCUUUCAUUAACAACAGCAACGUGAUGCACCACAUCGUUUUAUACGGAUGCAAGGACAAUGUGAAGACCACCACAGAGCCCAAUCUAUGCUACAUGAGCCAAGAAGGGUGUGGAGAGGUUAUCGGAAUCUGGACGCUAGGCAUGACGGGGGAUUGUCUUUACAAAGACGCCGGCUUUCACAUUGGUAAAACUGGAACGAAGAAGGCAGCUCUUCAGUUUCACUGGACAAAUCCCGAGUUAACAGAGGACUACGUGGACUCUUCCGGUUUUACGAUCUUCUACACUCCGAAACGCCGGAAGUACGACGCUGGUUUCUUCAUGACAGGCGCAAUGUGGCUGGAGAUCCCGCCAGGACAACCCCGUGUAACGCAGUCAUCACUGUGUCCUGCUGAAUGCACCAACGAAAUCCUUAAAGGACCCAUACACGUGACCAGUGCUUUGAAUCACAUGCACUACUUAGGUUUCGAACAAAAUGUCGAACUGUUCCGAGGAGACACGAAGAUCACCGAUCUGGCAUACGAUCCCGUUUACAGCUACGACACGCCUGUUGUUCACCGGUACGACGAGCCUGUAGAGAUUCGACCCGGAGACCACCUGAAGACGACGUGCGUGUUUCGCUCUCUCUCCAAGAAGCAGACGACAUAUUUUGGCGAAGGCUCUUACGACGAGAUGUGUUUUGGCUUGUUCACGGUGUACCCCAAACAGAACGUCACGAAUACAUGCACGACAUGGAAGAACGUCUCCAACUGCGAGUUGCCAAAGAAACAAGACAUGGCCUGUUGGAAUAUCAUGUUCAACACGACUCAUCCUGACGCCAGGGCAAUCAGCAGAAAGGUGAUGAGCAACUGCAAUUUCUACGGCAGCUGUCGACCCGAAUGUCCAGCCGUGGUGGAAGAGAUGAGACAACAUCAUUGUUUCAAAGGUCAGCUCUUCGACAUCAAACUGCACAUUUUGGCAAAUUCACACAAAAUAGAGGACAUCAAACUUGCCUCUGCUCUGAGGUCAUGCGACUGUCAAGUGGCGCCCCCACCUGUCCAGUCGCCCAACCCCAACAGUGGCGCGGUCGUGCUGAUUUCUGUUUGGACAACCUUGUCCAUCACCGUCUUGGUUCACCUAGUCAUGUAGUUGAAACAGAUGUGGAUCUGCUCACUGGAAAGCGAGUUGUAGCAACAUAAUAAUAACAACAACAUAAUAAUAAUAAUACAUAU
Gigantopelta aegis is the source of this 1754-nucleotide messenger RNA. RefSeq names its product DBH-like monooxygenase protein 2 homolog. The coding region runs from base 1 to 1671 and encodes 556 amino acids. NCBI's taxonomy places the organism in Eukaryota, Metazoa, Mollusca, Gastropoda, Neomphalida, Peltospiridae. Gene Ontology annotation, molecular function: dopamine beta-monooxygenase activity; copper ion binding. The record is from RefSeq and is a predicted model, not a curated record. The transcript has 10 exons.